Messenger RNA from Perca flavescens (yellow perch), 1978 nucleotides. RefSeq names its product neutral cholesterol ester hydrolase 1a (gene nceh1a). Bases 130 to 1392 code for a protein of 420 amino acids. Gene Ontology annotation, molecular function: carboxylic ester hydrolase activity. NCBI's taxonomy places the organism in Eukaryota, Metazoa, Chordata, Actinopteri, Perciformes, Percidae. Gene Ontology annotation, cellular component: membrane. The transcript has 5 exons. The record is from RefSeq and is a predicted model, not a curated record.
UAUCUCUGGAUCCUGGUUGGCCCUCCCAGGCCCUCCAGUACCAGAUCAGAGAGUAACAGCUGCUAGAGUCAGUCUGGAUCCUCUCGUCUAUGAUCCACUGAAGAUACUAAAGCUGCUGGCACAUACAAGAUGAGGCUGCUGCCAGUUGUUGUUACAGUGUCACUAACGGUGGCGCUCGCUUAUUAUGUUUACAUCCCGCUGCCGGAUGCCAUCCAGGAGCCGUGGAAGCUGAUGAUGCUGGAUGCUGGAUUCCGAACAACGAUGCACCUGGCCUCUUUAAAGUCUUGGCUGGGCUUUGACCAUUACAUCACGUCAAUCAGGCGGUCCUCAGACGGGUUUGAAGGCAUGAUGAAGGGGCUGAGCAGUUCGGAGCCCGGCGCAGGAGGGGUCAUGCCCGGAGUCAAAGUCAGCGACAUCACUUUCGCCGGCGUCCCGGUCCGUGUUUACGAGCCCCCGGCUGGAGGCGAGGGUCAUCUGAGGAGAGGGCUGAUGUUUUUUCACGGAGGAGGCUGGGCUUUCGGCAGUGCCAAGAAGGGGUCGUAUGAUACCAUCAACCAGAUGUUGUCCGACGAGCUCAACACUGUUGUGGUCUCUGUUGAGUACCGUCUGUAUCCAGAGGUGCACUUUCCAGUGCCGUAUUUAGACUGCCUUGCCGCUGCCAAGCACUUCUUGUCCCCAGAGGUUCGGGCCAGGUAUGCAGUCGACCCUGAGCGAGUGGCUGUAGCAGGUGACAGUGCUGGAGGAAACCUGGCUGCUGCGGUCGCACAAGAGAUUUCCACAGAUGACACUAUGAGUGUGAAAUUCAGUGUCCAGGCGUUGAUCUACCCAGUGCUCCAGGCUCUGGACUUCAACACACCCUCCUACUUGCAGAACCAAAAUAUACCCAUCCUCUACCGGCACCUUAUGGUGCGCUUCUGGCUGCAGUACCUCGGUGCUGACCUCUCCCUGCAGUCCCAGUUGCUGGCGAACAACCACAGCUCCUUACACCUCCCAAACAUCACCCCAGAGCUGAGGGCGCGGCUAGACUGGACCGUCCUCCUGCCCCCGAAACACAAGAAGAACUACAGGCCUCUGAUUGUGGAGAAAGGUUCACAGGGGGCAGGGAAGGAGAUGCCGGGGCUGCUGGAUGUGAGGGCGUCACCACUGUUAGCAGGACCGGAGGUUUUGGCUAAAUGCCCUCGAGCAUACAUCCUAACAUGCGAGUAUGACGUGUUGAGGGAUGAUGGUCUGAUGUACGCGCGGCGCUUACAGGACGCAGGCGUCACAGUUACCCACGAGCACUAUGACGACGGCUUCCACGGAUGUUUCACCUUUAUAACCUGGCCAAUGGAAUUUGAUGUAGGGAAGCGAGCACUCAGGGGUUACCUCAACUGGCUGCAGAACAACUUGUGAGAGUGUGUAUGUGUGUGUGUGCAAGUGAGUGUUUAUGAGUGCAUGCAUGCGGGUGUGGGUGUUUUACUGAUAUGAAUGAACUAGUCCUUGCUUAAUGAAUCCGAGCUCUUUGCUCUUUGUUUAAAAUAUAAGCUCAGGACCCUCCUGUUCCUGCAGAGAGACGCACGCACACACACACACACACACACACACACACACACACACACACACACACACACACACACACAGUUACAGACAUGUCUGCUGGCAGUGGAGAAGGGCAAAUAUGUUAACAUGAACAUGGCUAACACUGUGACCAGCUAACAAACAUACCCAAUAGAUGCUCAGCCACAAGCUUUCCGCUAAUGGAUAAAUGAAUCAGGUGUUUCCACUGGGAGGGGCCACAUCAGUACACUUAUUUUCAUCCACAAACACAUGAGCAAUAUACUUCCCGUGUUAUUGGUUUUAUACUUUUAGAAUAAAACAAACAAAAGUGGAUGUUAGCAGUGGUUUUAAAAAUUUUUUUACAAUAAACUAUGUGACCCAGCAAGUUACUGUAUGUUCAGUACUGCACCACUUUGGUCCAGAGACUGCCUUGACAUUUUAA